Molecule: messenger RNA, 4937 nt
Organism: Xyrauchen texanus (razorback sucker)
Lineage: Eukaryota; Metazoa; Chordata; Actinopteri; Cypriniformes; Catostomidae
Gene: pwwp2a
Product: PWWP domain containing 2A
Exons: 2
Coding region: 27-3038 (1003 amino acids)
Cellular component (GO): nucleus
Molecular function (GO): histone binding; chromatin binding
Source: RefSeq, a predicted model, not a curated record
AGUACUAGUUGCAAAGCGGAAAGAAAAUGGCGGCCGUGGCUGCGGAGCCAGGAGCUGCUGCUGCGGCAUCAACAACAGCGGGGGACGGGCUGGAAUAUGAGCCCGAACCAGGAGAGCAUGUGGCCGACCUAGAGGCCCACACAACCCAGGACUUCGCCCCGGAAAUCGAGCUUUGUCACCAACCCACGGAUGUGGAUGCAGUUCAGGAAUGCAGCCAGGUCCAAAUGGAAAUCAGAAGGCCGGACCUUCAAGCCGCGCGAAAAGCCCUCGCUGCCCAUGCGGACGGUGAACGCACCGAAACGGUGGGUUCCUGGGUGUGCGUGGAUGCAACCGAACAGCCCGCGCUUACUGACUACAGAUAUACAAGCGUUUCUGAGUACGGGGAGCUCUUGAAAGAGCCCUUCUCGCCCAAGGUAGAGGCUGUAAACGAGGUCAGUCCUUACGAAAGCAGCCCCUGCCUUCUCCCCGACUCUCAGCCCUCCGUGGUCUUCUUGCAUUCCCUGCCCGUUCAUCCGUCGGAACCUGAGCCGGGAUUGACCCUUGCCGAGCCGGCCGAACCGACUGUCGAAUAUGACUCGAAUCCCGAAUUAACACAUCCUACUGACUUAGAGUGUGAACUGAUAGGCUUCACGCAGCCGGACCUGGAGCCCGAACCUGCAAAUGAUGCCCCAGGAUCCGAACUCAAAGCUCACGAGGAUGCCUUCCACGACAUGCCUCACCCGUCAGAUCAUCUGGACUCUCUGUCCAACGCAGAGGAAACCUCGCUGGGAGAAUCGGUGGGACAGAGCUGCAUUAGUGACUUUUCUACUGUCUCCAGUAAGGACUCAACUGAACUCCCAGUAGCGGUGGAUCAGUUGCUCAGCUCAUCUUCAGAACCGGAGGACGUGCACUCGCAUCCUCCUCUUCAGCAAACGGACCUCCGUGAACUCGAGAGGACUGAUGAGUCAGAGACGAAACCCCCGGCUCUGUGUCCUGAACCGAACACGGUUGACCGUCUGGUGCUCGGGUCAGAGGUUCGAGUCUCACUGGAUCACAUCAUCGAUGAUGCGCUUGUGGUGUCGUUUCGCUUGGGCGAGAAGAUCUUCUCCGGGGUGCUCAUGGAUCUUUCUAAAAGGUUUGGACCUUAUGGAAUUCCUAUAACUAUGUUCCCCAAGAGAGAGUACAAGGACAAACCAGAAUCUAUGCAGCUAAAGAUGGAAGCAUUCCAGUCGGAGACAGAUAAGGGUGUCGCUCAAGGACCUACUGAUGCCCCAGUUAAGGACCCAACUAAUGCUCUUGAUGCCCCUCGGAAGGACCCUGCUGAAGCUCCUGCAGUGCCCCAGUCCUGUCCCAAACCUCAAUCCCACCCAUGGACCUCAAAACCACCUCCCUUGUUUCAAGAGGGGGCCCCUUAUCCACCUCCGUUGUUCAUCAGGGACACCUACAACCAGUCGUUACCUCAGCCUCCACCCCGCAAAAUCAAGCGGCCCAAGCGAAGGCUGUACAGAGAGGAGCCCACUUCUAUAAUGAAUGCCAUCAAGCUCCGACCAAGACAAGUUCUGUGUGAUAAAUGUAAAGGGGCUGUGGUGCAAGGGGACAAGCGUGAGACACGCAGAGCCCCCAUCUCGGACUUCAGGAGUGAUGAUCCUAAAAGACGGCGCAAUGACAAUACAACGGGAGCCGCUUGUAAGCGGCCCCGUAGUGACCUGCGCUCUGAUGAGAAGAGCCGUGGUACUGAUGGGCCUAAGCGGCAGUCCUCCAAUCUUGGCCACAGUCAGGUCAAAGGUGCAGUUGCAGGGAACAAAAUGGUGAAGGGAGUGUCCAAUACAACAUCCUCCUCGGCCAAUACCCGAGUGCAGCUCAAUGCCAAAAAAGUGCUUCAGAGCAAAAAUGUUGACCACUCCAAAGCACAAGAGGUGCUAAAGAUGGCCAAGGAUCAGAGAAAACAAAGAGAGACAGUCACUGGGAGCAGUGGGAAUUCCAAGGCCAUGACCAGGUCAGCUGCUCUCCAGGAAGCCCACCAGAAGGUCCACUUUACCAGACGUCUACAGCAGAUCAGUGGAGGAGGUCCAGGUUCCAAUCCCCUGCCACCCAGGAUGCGCAUCAAGCCCCAAAGGUAUCGUAACGAAGAGAACGAUUCUUCUUCAUGUAAGCCUCCUUGCUUGGAGAAAGUGCCGGGAGGGGGCCGUUUAGUGCUGCCUAAACCAGCUGCGUCCCACUGCACCUCCACACGCUCCUCCUCCUCCUCCUCCUCCUGCUCUGCAAGCCAAGCCGCCACCGCUGUAGAGCCCCAGGGGCCAGACAGAGUGCUUGAGUCCCUGCUGAGCCAGUCCCAACCUGAGUCUCAACCGCAACCCCUCCCAGCCCCAGAAAACAGGGAAUCCCAGGCUGAGCCAGAGGAACAGGAGGGGCGGGAGGAAAAGCGGGAGACGCGUGGGAGCAAGGCUGGCAACCUAGUGGUCUACAUGACCCUUAACUCAAGCCAGCCUGACUCCUCUAGUACCUCCAUCUGCAGUAUCGAUAGUGCAGAUGACUUAAAAUCUUCAAACUCUGAGUGUAGCUCUACCGAAACAUUUGAAUUCCCCCCUCCCGGUGAUUUGCGAUCGGCCCCUGUCCCUGGCACAUCCUCCUCUUUUGCCUCUGCCUCUCCCUCUGCUCCUAAGGAUGACAAAAAGCGCAAUAAAUCCCUCAAAGCUACAGUCUUUUCCAAAAAUGUCUCAAAGUGCAUUGCCUUGGAUGGCAGGACAAUUUGUGUAGGGGACAUUGUUUGGGCCAAAAUACUUGGCUUCCCCUGGUGGCCUGCCCGCAUCCUAGCCAUCACUGUGAGUCGCAAAGAUAAUGGGCUUUUAGUCAGGCAGGAGGUCCGAGUCUCCUGGUUUGGGUCACCCACUACUUCCUUUCUGGCAAUUAGUCAACUUGCCCCCUUCCUUGAAAGCUUCCAGUCUCGCUUUGACAAGAAGAGAAAGGGCCUGUAUCGUAAAGCCAUCACAGAAGCCGCCAAGGCUGCCAAGCAGCUCACUCCCGAGGUUCGCGCCUUGCUAACUCAGUUUGAGACGUGAGGUGAUGGUCCUGGUAAGGUAGGCAAAACAGGCGACUUGGCCCCGUACCCCUUCUGAAACCUCUCAAACUUUGCUGUACUCAGUCAGCUUUCAGAGUUAAACCCAGAAAGCUUAAGUCAGGCAACCAGGACUAAUUUAAUUUUAUUGAAAAGGCAAAAGAAGGGGAUAGAAUUGAUUAUCUGAAAAGGAAACGGUUGUCAUGUUGAGUAUCGGACGUUUGCCCCUAUGUACCAUCCUUUUGAUCAUGGCAUGUCAUCUUACAAUUAUUAUACUGAAACCCGAUAACAUAAUUUAGAAAAAAGUUUUAUGGGUUUAUAAGUACCCUUGCUUUAAGAUUGCUUUGAAAUUGUUGUCCAGCUAUGUAGUAUCAGAAUCUGAAAGUUCCUACAAGGGGGUAGAGUGAACACAGGAGAAUGUUUUUAUCUAACUUAACACCGUUAAUUCUGCCAUUAGGAGGAUAAGAGAAAGUGUUAUAGGUUCACAGUGUCAGAUCAUCCCUGCUGCAUUUGUUCAGUGUUCUAUAGAAUGUGGAGCCUCGGUCUAAUCUCCCUAAAAUUAUAUGACCUACAUUUUGUUUCUUUUAACAUGGAAGUUAGUGUAAAUGUAAAAGAUGGCCCUAUUGGGUACAGUGUCUCGCUCAGGUAGAAAAAAUGGCUUAAUUGGUGCUGAUCUUUCUCAUAUGUUCUGAGACAACUAAUCCAAGUCCAGUGAUCUGAGCAGACGGCUGUUGAUCAGGGUGUGGCUCUUGGCCAGCCGUGGCUUUGCAGGCGGUUGAGCUGGUGUUAUAUGGGAGGAGCCUUUAGACCGAAGUCACCUCAAGUGCCACUGUGAGGAGAGCACAGGGAAUCUGUAAACACAGAGUACAACCUCAUACACGGAGAAACCUGCCAGCCUGUGAAAAUGUUCCUGUUGUUCAGCCAACCCACCAGCCUCCCCUGACUUGGUUUUUGCAUGGAUUUGGGAGUGCAUAUGUGUUUUAAAUGAGCAUUUAUUUGAUGGCACCAUAUGUUUAUCCAAUUUAGGCUUAUCACAUCAAGAAACAAUUAUUUAUGUAGCUGCAGUGGAAUUCUGAAAUCGUAUAUUAUGAGUUCAAAUAAAUUAAUAAAUGAAAACAUUUGUCGGCUGUGGUGUCCCGCUGCAAAAGUGGGACGUUGGAGCACAAGGCAGCAGUUGUGAAUGAGUUAUGUGUGAAUAUGUUCAUCAUAAUUAUCAGUCAAGCCUUUGGCCGGUUUAGUUGUUCAGUGAUUAUACUGUUUCCAGUAUUCAUUGUCUCUCAGCUAAAAUGUUUUUCUAAGGAUUGUGUUUUAAAUUUAUUUGUUGUGCCUGAACUUUAUUUUCUGUUAUUUCAUUAUUUGCAUAAUGGGGUCGGAGGUCUGGAGGACACAUUUGUAUGUUAAGUUUUAAAAAAUGUAUGUUGCCUGGUUAAUUGGAAGAACUUUUCUGAAUCUUAUUUCAAUGCUGAGAACAAAUAAUUUUAUUAGUGUGGUUGAGCAUUCUUUUUUUUUUUUGUUCUUAUCUGUAAAGAUGGUUAUGUCCUUGCAUUGCAUAUCCAUUAGCAUCUUCAACUGUUCAGUUAUAUGUACACACCCGAGAAGGGACAAACUGUAAUAUAGCCUAGUCUUUCCACAUAUUACUUAGCAGGUAGAGAUAAUGGCUUGAGGAAGAAGAAAAAAAAAAAUGCUUGGUAGACCACACUGACUGAUGGAGGAGUAAAAUGGUAUUUAAUUUGGUGGUUGACUUUGCUUUAUUUCAGCAUCUUAUUUUUUACUGUUAUUAUUUCUAUCUGUUUGCAGGUCAGAGAAUGCUGUAAAACCAUUGAAAAAAAGUAACAGUUGAAGAUAUUGUGUACAUGUUUUCUGAUGUUUUAAGAGUAUAUAAAUAAACUGUGAACUUCAAGAA